Messenger RNA from Arthroderma uncinatum, 1686 nucleotides. RefSeq lists its product as uncharacterized. The transcript has a single exon. Lineage: Eukaryota; Fungi; Ascomycota; Eurotiomycetes; Onygenales; Arthrodermataceae. The record is from RefSeq and is a predicted model, not a curated record. The coding region runs from base 1 to 1686 and encodes 561 amino acids. Gene Ontology annotation, molecular function: protein binding.
AUGGCAUCCUCACCUGUUGAUAGCCUAGUUGCUCUUCCGCUGGAGAUUUUCCAAUAUAUUCUCUCCUACCUACCUAAUCCUGAUAUCAAAAAUCUACGCCUGACUAGCUCGUCGAUAAGUGAUAGGGCUCAUCCGCGAUUGGACCGAGCAUUUCUAUCCGCGAAUCAGCGCAAUAUCGAAGUGUUCCGCUCGAUAGCCAGCCAUGAAGUGUUCCGCCGGAGGGUCGUCGAAAUCAUCUGGGACGACGCACGGCUACAGGAGGAACAACCACGGGAGCGAUACGACUCGGACGAUGUAUACGCCCGCUCUGGGGACCUGUGCGAUUGCAACAAUGGCUGCGACUGCUGCUCGCCGGAUAACGGCUGUCCAGUAUGGUUCGCGCGCGUGUGUAAAGAAAAUAUCAAAUACUUACUUCGUCGUAAGCACCGGGAUGUAGACAGGCCAGACCAUGUCGCGCGGGAUAGGCAGGUCGCUGCAGAACUUCCUCUCCGGGAAUCGUGGGAAUAUUAUCAAGGCUUAGUGCGAGUACAGAAAGCAGUGCUCGCGUCUGGAGCAGAUAUUAGUGCUUUUAGAUAUGGGCUUGAGCAGUUCCCAGCACUAAAGAGAGUUACUCUUACCCCCGUUGCGCAUGGCUGGCUAUUCGCCCCGUUAUAUAAAACACCGAUGAUCCAGGACUUCCCAUACGGCUUUAACUACCCAAUCCCUCGCGGCUGGCCAAUACUUUCCCGUGGAGAGAAGUCAAUGGAAGCUUGUCCAUGGGGCGUCAGCAGUGGCGAGACGCAAAAGAACCAGUGGCGUGGUUUCCGAGCCGUUACGCGCGCACUUGCGCAACAAGCACACCACCACCAUGUCUUGGAGUUUAGUGUUGAAGUUAACCAGCUCUUCACUGGUGUAAACUGUCGCAUCUUUGACCAGCCAUGCCGCGAGUACAAUGAUUUGGUAAUACUACUCCAGAAGCCUGGCUUCAGUCGCUUUGAUAUAUCUCUCCUUGUUGGUGGAGUGGAACAUGACGGUUGGCCAUGCUUCCGUAGUGGCCUCCUCUACAGCGCCUUGGCUGGAGCACCGGACCUGCAGCAUAUCUCCCUGUGUACUGAUGUCUACCCUGACCCUGAUGGACAGGGAAUAGAGAAAUGGAGUGGUGGCUCGAUCCAGCACUUUAUCCCCCUCCAGACUAUUUUCCCAGUCGAGAAGUGGCUGCGGCUGCGGCACUUCGGCCUCUCAGGUUUUCUAGUUAUGCAGGACGACGUGUUGAAUUUGCUAGCGGCAUUACCGUCCACUAUUCGAUCAGUCGAGCUCAGCUUCCUACAUUUUCUUGACCGUGGGGGUUCUUAUAUGGAACUACUAGAGCAGAUGCGUAACACCCUUCGCUGGCGUGACAGGCCAUUAGAAGAGAGGCCGCAGGUGCUAAUUGCAACAGAAUUGAUCUCAGUACAGGAUGGCCGAAGUGUUUGGGUGGACUGCGAGGUGACUGAGUUCCUAUACAGUGAUGGGAUAAACCCCUUCUCGUGCGGGGAUCCAAACCGUAUCUUGAACAAUAGUGGCAUGGGUACUGUUAGAGAUGCCUUUGAACCAGAGCAUGAGAGGCCUCUGCUGAGCCCAAGCAAGCUAGCGAAGCUAGGGUGCCGGAAGUGGUCGCCUACUGGCACCAUGUUGUCAAGGCCGCCCUACCAGGCAGUGGUUGAUUAG